Rangifer tarandus platyrhynchus (Svalbard reindeer) is the source of this 1029-nucleotide messenger RNA. The record is from the annotation of a GenBank genome assembly. Lineage: Eukaryota; Metazoa; Chordata; Mammalia; Artiodactyla; Cervidae.
AUGGCCCAGGGGGAUGCGCCUGGCACAGGGGGAGCCUACACUUACCUCGUGGGGUUCACGGAGGGCAGGUCAGGACCAGGACGCUUCCAGAAGGAGGCAGCCCUGAAGCUGGACCUAGGAGGGACGGAGUCGGGGGGACACAGCUGGGCCCAGGGGAGCAGCGGGCUUGGAAACGCUGAGGAGGAUCCUGUGGCCAUGCUGCCUGCCUGCCCGCCCGCGGCCUCUGGCUCGUGCUGCCCCCCGGGCCCUCCUGCCUCCUACCCUGGAAGGACAGGCACCCACUCCCUGCAGGGGCCCCUGCAGCCUGACAGUGGCUCCCAGGCCCUGCUUCCCAGUGGUGACCUCAGGCUGGGGCGUCUGUCUGUCUGGGGGGAGCCCAACGUGAUCUGCACCCCAGCGACGCUGAAGCAGGAGGCCCUCUGGAGUGUGGGCAAGAUGCCAGCCGAUAGAGUGGCGGCCGGACGGUUCACAGAGAAGAGACAUACCACUUCCUCUGGCUCGGGAGGGCGAGGCCGGCACCUGCUGCCCCAGGCGGCGGCCGCCUUCCCAUUUACGGUGGCCGUGGUCCUGGCCUUCACCCGACUCCUCCGUGGGACCCCAAUGGCCCAAGGGGAACCGAGGGGAACCAUAGGUCACCCCUCGGGCGCCUGGGGAAAAGCUGGCAGCGUUCCGCCCUCCUGGGGGUUCUGGCGCCUUGCCCGGGGGAUGCCUGAGGCCAACGCCUUCCCAGAAGACCUGCGUUUAAGCCCCGUGCGGGCCCCUGGGUGCAGACCUCAGAUCUCCUUCCCUUGUAAACAUCCUGCACCCCAGAAUUGUGUCGGCCUCUACGGUCUGAGAAGAGGCGAUACCGUGGGGUUCGGAGCCGGGUCGCCCACUGGCCCUGGGGGCGCCAGGACGGCGGCCCUGGCACCGGCGUGGUCUUGUCCUGUCUGGGCGCUGUUUGACCGGGGUGGAUCGGGGAGGGGCCGAGGGGGCAGUGGAUUUGAGAUGCAGGAACAGGAGCAGCUCCAGGGGAUGGGCCAGGGGUGA